Xenopus tropicalis (tropical clawed frog) is the source of this 1302-nucleotide messenger RNA. RefSeq lists its product as uncharacterized. The transcript has 6 exons. The coding region runs from base 152 to 1123 and encodes 323 amino acids. The record is from RefSeq and is a predicted model, not a curated record. NCBI's taxonomy places the organism in Eukaryota, Metazoa, Chordata, Amphibia, Anura, Pipidae.
CGAGAUUCUUUAAUACGUCAUUUAACACGAUCUACUUUCAGUUUGACUCGGUUGCUGUUGCAGAAGUAACAGACGUCCAGAAUCUCCCCUUACGGAGGCACCGAAUCUUCCCCAAAAACACAGAGGAGCAGGUCUUCCCUCAGCCCCAGUAAUGGCGUCAAACAGGAAAGUGGUUGGGAUCUUUUCACGUGAAACCCAAGAGACAUACGAUUGGCUGAUCACAUUCCUGCUGACCAUAUCUGCGGUGAGGGAUGUCCGACCUGUUCAUAUCUCCAACACCAACUAUGGAAAUGUUUGGGACGAGGCUUCCAAGUGCGCCUUUGCCAUCCUGUACCAUACCAAGAAGAGAGGAAGGAUAAACAUAACCGAUGUGACCGACUCUCUCUAUGACAAAGAACUGCAGGAUUUGUUUAGUUGUCUAGGGAGAGAUAGAGUCAUAGUGGUGAUUGAUGACCUGGAGGACAGCAGUUUGGAGGCCAAGCACAUUAUCCUGGAGAGACAGCCCAGUAUUGGGAGAUGGGCCGUAGAGCUCUUCCUCUUCAGCGACCAGGAGAAGACUUAUCAUGGAACAGCAUCGCGUGGAUACAAAAUGACUGAGCUGGCAACAUUAAUAAAGAAUGCAGACAAGAAAUUCCGUCAUGAUUUCCCAGUUUACAUUGGCAAUGACUAUCCAAGUCUCUGUGAGUUUACAGCAAGACUUUGGAUCUGGGACGUCUUCAAGAGAUACGGCAUAUGCAUAGUUUUCUGGUCCAUCUACAUUUUGAUCCUUGUGAUUUGCGUGGUUGUUAAGUACAAUAACAAGGCGGAGCCAACAAGUUCUCCGCUAAAUGCUUCUACUGACCAUUGGGCCACCGUCUUCAGCUCAGUCAGCCCGACCACACUUCCAUUUCCAGAAAACCUUACCUUGAGCCUGGAAAAUGCCACCACCCUUCCAGAAAACACCUUGACUCCAGAGGUUUCUGUGAAAGCCACGACCAGUCCAGGAACUACACCUUCCAGCCCAGAACGCGUCACCCCAAUCCCACUUCCAGACACAGUCAAGGAGAAACUGAAGCAAAUUCAGGAUCUGAUAUCUUCACUCCUUAAUCCCUUCUUUAAUAACAAAACAUUACAUACCACAUAGCCAGCUUACAGACAUCUGCUCCAGCUUGUUGGAUCUCUCGAGGGCAUGGGAUGAAACAAUGGGUUUCAGUUGGUAGGAAGGUUAGGGUGCGAUGGGUGAAAGUAUUGGCACAAAAAGCCAUUUAAACUUUUAUUCUUUAACCAACAAAUGUAUUUGUAGCUGUAAUAUUGGUGUGUAGG